AUCCCAUAUGGCAAGUUUAAGGUAAGUAAACUGAUAGGACACCAUGGAUUUUCAACGGUAUUAUCUGCUAUCUGGAUUGAUGAAGAAGAAACCGCCGAUAAACCUGUUGUAAUUAAGUUAUUAAAUAAUUUACAAAAUCAUGAAGAAUUUAUCAAAGAGGCAAUAUUGCUGUAUAUUUGA
Messenger RNA from Cetraspora pellucida, 180 nucleotides. Lineage: Eukaryota; Fungi; Glomeromycota; Glomeromycetes; Diversisporales; Gigasporaceae. The record is from the annotation of a GenBank genome assembly.